AUGAUCGAUAUCCCGAGUCGAAACUCGCCGAUAUGCAAUGAGGAAGACGAAGAUCACCACGUUUUGGCCACGCACGGGCGUUCGCACAGUCUGCCGCCACCCGACCGACGGCAGUGCCAUGUGGAGACACACGUUGGCCACUCCCGUCCCCACCCCCCGGACUCGGAUCUAAGUGUCAGUGAACGGCUCGGUGCCUGGUUCCGGGUGAUUCGCCAUGGAUACAUCCCUACCAUCACCACCGGCAAAGAAGAUGUGACUUGGAGAGGAGCCGUUUCUCUCAAGAUCAAGAGCCUCGAAGAUGCGAUCUCAAAGAUUGCAAGUAAAAUUGACAUACCUGAGCUACAGAGACCAUCAGAAGAGCCCGCAGCUUCUCCGAGUCCACCUGUGGUUGAAAUGGCCAAUGCAGAACCAAUGCAAACAAGCCCAGAAUCCCACAAAGCCGAGACCCGAGACGUAACACAGACCUGGGAAGUAGUCAUGGACCCUCGAGGUGGUCCAGGCUCAAUACCAGCCUCGUGUGUUUCCGAAAGUGUUCGAGCAGGACUACCUAGUAGCUUGCCAACUUCACGCCACCCAGAUUUAAUAUCGACCGGUUUGAUUACAUUACGACAAGCUUCCGCGUUGUUUGAUACCUAUCAUCUGCGGUUGGAUCAUUUUCUCUAUCGCAUCCUUGGCGAUCAUAUCAGCCUAAACUCAGUACGAGUUGCAUCACCACUGUUGACGACGGCGGUUUGCGCAGUCGGCGCUCUCCAUUCGCCGUCCCUGGGCUAUCUGUUUGAGACAUGCUAUGCCGAAUACAAAGCGCUAGUUGCUACACAGAUGUUUUCAAGGACUGCCAACGAGGAUGAUAUUCGGGGGUUGUGUAUUGGAGCAUUCUGGCUUCAUGAAUUAUCAUGGGCACUGAUUGGAAAUGCUGUGCGAGUGGCAUCCGAUAUCAAUCUUCACAGUGGAAUCUACAAAGCCUUGAAAGGCGACCGAGAGGGUUACUCUCAGGCCCGACUGUACUAUCUGGUUUAUGUUUGCGACCACCACUUUUCGAUCGCAUAUGGCAGGCCACCAAUGUCUCGCGAAAGCUUCAUUAUCGAGUCGGCCAGCCGUCUUCUGGAAACCGAACAUGCGACUGAGGAUGAUGCCAGGCUGAUUAGCCAGGUGAAAGAAUGGUCUGUACUGGGUCAAGUCUUCGAUACAUUCGGUGUGGAUGUUGACACAGCGAUCUCUCCCCAAACAAUACCCCAACUCCGCCGAUACUCCAUCGCUUUGGACACCUGGUUUGCAGAUUGGCACGAGAGCUUCCAAGAAAACCGACGAGUUGGAAACUAUCCCGCCAAAGGCGUGGGUUUUCAUUUCCAAUUCGCGAAGCUCUACCUUUGUUCGCACGCCUUCCGCGGUGUCCCCGCCGCAGGGAACGCGGCGGAAUAUUUCACUCCUGAAUUGGAAGAAAUCGCCAACGCAGGCGUCUUAUCAGCUAUGUCAAUCCUGUGUGUGAUUGUAUCCGAUGAUGAGUUCCGCUCGUUCCUGAAUGGUCUUCCUUUGUACUUUGACACGAUGCUUGCAUUCGCAGUCGUCUUCCUACUAAAAGUCGCUACCAAGUACGCGACUGUCAUCAGGAUUGACACGAUCAAGAUUUUCUCCCUUGUGACACAAACUGUCGCUGCUCUUCGAGAGAUUACACACACCAUGCAUCGACAGCAUAUACUCGUCGUCAUUGCUGAGGGGCUAGAAAGGCUAUUGUCAAUGUGCCAGGUCCCUGGUCAAACGACCCAGCAAUCGGUCUACCAAUCUUCCCCAGCACUAGAUCAACAUGCACAACUCGACUUGGCCUGGAUGGAAAACAUGGCGAGCUUUGAUUUUCAAACUAACUUCCCCGACGUGGUGGAUGACUGGUGGCUUCACUAUAAUACAUCGAUGGGCACUUCAACGCGUCCGAUGGGUCCACAAGGAUAG
Messenger RNA from Penicillium atrosanguineum, 1944 nucleotides. RefSeq names its product fungal specific transcription factor domain-containing protein. NCBI's taxonomy places the organism in Eukaryota, Fungi, Ascomycota, Eurotiomycetes, Eurotiales, Aspergillaceae. Gene Ontology annotation, cellular component: nucleus. The transcript is spliced from 5 exons. Bases 1 to 1944 code for a protein of 647 amino acids. Gene Ontology annotation, molecular function: DNA-binding transcription factor activity, RNA polymerase II-specific; transcription cis-regulatory region binding; zinc ion binding. Gene Ontology annotation, biological process: regulation of DNA-templated transcription; DNA-templated transcription. The record is from RefSeq and is a predicted model, not a curated record.